AUGUCGAAUCCUGAUACAUUACUUGAGCCAUUACUGAGGGCUGUUCUCGGCCUGUGCGUGGCGCCAGUUGUGCGGCGGGUUGGCCUGCCGCUCCGUGGCCACGUGCCAGCAACCUCGCGUUCCUUCGCCUCCAUUGGUGCGAGCGCCGCGUGGGAUCGACCUGGCGGGCAGGAGUCCGACCAGCAGGCCGACGAGACUCUAUCCGUGCCACAGUACGGAGGGAGGGAAGAGCUGGACCGCACGAAUCUCGUGCGUGCCAUCACGGUGGACGAGGCCGGCAGCUUUCGGGAGGUCUCUCUCACCAAGGCCGACCUGUCGCGCGAGCUGCGCGUACAAAAGCGGGACCUGCGGGCAGUCGACGUUUCCUUUCCCAACCAGCUGGCAUGCUUUCUGGUGCGGGACGGGGUCAUUCUCAUCAACCUGGAAGCGUUCAAGGCCAUCGUGAAGCACAACAGCUUGAUCCUGUUCACCACGGAAACAGCACGCGGGACCGUUUUGCAGCAGUUCUGCCCCUUCCUCCAGUACCGUCUCACACGUGAAGUUGGUGCUCACGUAGGUGGAUUUGAGUUUCGAGUGGUGGAGGCCGUGCUGACAGUGCUCUGCGACACGCUGUACGAGCGCUAUGGGGAGCUGAAGGCCAGGAUUGACCACUUGCUGUUCGGGUUGGAACAGGCCACCAACGGGCAGGACGAUUACCUGCCCUUCCUCGCCGACCUUUCGCACCACAACAAAACGCUCAACUCUUUCCAGAAGCGAGUUCACGAGGUUCGCGGAGCGCUACAUCAAGUUCUUGAAUCGGACGAGGACUUGGCGGCGAUGUACCUCUCUGUGCAGGCAGCAACUGGUCAUCGACGCCGAACGGACCAGCAUGAGGAAGCAGAAAUCCUCAUUGAAAACUAUGUCGCGCAGUUAGAUGACAUUCUCAGUGAGGUAGCUGAGUUGCAGUCUUCCAUUGAUGUGUCAGAGGAGUACUUCCGGCUCACCCUUGAUUCCCAGAGGAACAAAAUCAUGAAAAUGAAUCUGCUACUCACCUUGGGCACCUUCUCCACUGCCUGCGCAGGAGUUGUGACAGGUGUCUUUGGCAUGAACCUCCAAAACUUUCUAGAGACUUCUGAGUCUGCAUUUCUGGUCACCACUGGUGGUCUGACAAUCAGCAUGGCUGCCUCAUUUGCCUCUAUCUACACCUACUUUCGUCUCAAGAAAAUGCUGUGA
Molecule: messenger RNA, 1212 nt
Organism: Acanthamoeba castellanii str. Neff
Lineage: Eukaryota; Discosea; Longamoebia; Acanthamoebidae
Product: mitochondrial inner membrane magnesium transporter lpe10, putative
Exons: 8
Coding region: 1-1212 (403 amino acids)
Biological process (GO): mitochondrial magnesium ion transmembrane transport
Cellular component (GO): mitochondrial inner membrane
Molecular function (GO): magnesium ion transmembrane transporter activity
Source: RefSeq, a predicted model, not a curated record